Symbiodinium necroappetens is the source of this 3001-nucleotide messenger RNA. The record is from the annotation of a GenBank genome assembly. Lineage: Eukaryota; Dinophyceae; Suessiales; Symbiodiniaceae.
AUGGUGGCCUUACUGCGCUUCAGGCAUCUCAGCACCUGCCUCGUUCGAAGCAAGCGCGGCCUCAUUCGAGUCUUGCUGGGCCUUACGGCCCCGUCACUUAGCCUUGGGGCGAGCGUCGCGCUCCACCCCGGCUCCACCGAGCGUGGAGGCCCUCGCCCACUCCAUUCCAAAGGCAUCAAGCCAUUCGAUUGGCGAAGUCGGAGAAUUGAUCUCAGCGUUGGCCCGAGAGAUCGCCGAGAAGUUCAGGCUGCCUACUAUGCACGACGCCGUCCCGUCGGUCGAUGGGCUCAGCACCGACUUGGCGUGGUGGAUGCCAGUAAGGAUCCGAGCGUGGACCCCUCGCCGAAAAGCCUCAACAAGGGCGACAACCACGGGCCUGCUAUCGUUACAACGCAAAUGCCAAAGGCAUCUAGCCGAGCAAUCGGGCAGAGGCGGACAGUGGACACAAUGACCUGUAAGUUGGAGGUACAUGUCUUUUCCGGAUCCAUGAAGCAAAAGGAACGCAAGGGGCUAGCAUCCCACCAUCUUUACAAGGCUUUUGAACUGGGCCCUGAUGAAAUCUUUGCAUCGCUUGGAGGACGUGCAGCAGAUUCAAUUGCUCCUUCGCAGCUGCGGCGGGCCGUGUUUCCGCUCGAGCGGCUGCACCUCUUCGGGGAGGCCUUCAGUGCGGACUACAUGGACCGCGAGUUCAGGGAGCUUUGCUCUAGCUGUGACCGCAGCCAGGAUGGGCGGCUGACCUUCGUCGACGUCCAGACAGCGCAGCACCAGGUUUCCAAGCGACUCGAGGACUUCCGCCGUGCGCUGGAGCAGCGCAAUGCAAACUGGUGGGUGCACGGUGUCCAAACCGUGGGCUCAUCCUUGCAGUCCCUCGGGACAGCUUCCUGGGACUGGGCAAAGUACGCAGCAGAGCUAGAUCCGCAGCAGAAGGUGUCGAUGCUGCACAAGGCCUUGGACAUGACCAAGCAAGCUCAUGCUGGACAGGUUCGAAAAUCUGGUGACCCGUACUGGACACAUCCACUCGCAGUUGCAGACAUUCUUGCACGUGCUUUGCUACCACCGGACUCCACACCACCAGAGCCACGCUGGCAGCUAGAUGGUCCAGGCGCCCUGGAACAGGACGCUCAAAAGCUUUGGCCUCGAGUCGCAGAUGGUCCUGAUGACAUCUUCGCAAUGUACACAGCUGCGCUGCUACACGACACGGUCGAAGACACGAACGUCACACUGGACCAGAUUGAGGAUGCGUUUGGCCCAGUCGUUGCAUCACUGGUGGACGGUGUGACCAAGGCAUCUCAAGCUUCAUGUACGAGAUCGAGAGCGUCGCGAUCUGCUCAGGAUCUGCGCAAGGUGCUGACACGCGCUGCGCAAGACGUUCGAGUACUCGUCAUCAAGUUUGCAGACCGCCUGCACAACAUGCGGACGCUGGCUGAAGAGACCAGAGCGGUGUACGUGCCGCUGGCAGAACGAUUGGGUGUGCACAUUUGGAAGACCGAGUUUGAGGAGCUGUGCUGCCGAUAUCUGAAUGGUUGCGCGUAUGAGGAAGUUCUAGAGCGCAACCGGCGCUCGCAGGUUGCCAGGCAAAGACACCGCCGGUACAUUCAGCAGUACAUCCGAACCAUGAUGGUGGAGAUGACCUCCGAUUCCAUCCUGGAGAUUUGCGUACGCGAGGAGCCACCGCACACACAACUGCGGCGAUGGGCAGACCGUCCAGAAACGGAUACUCCACAGCCAAUCCCACGAGUGCGGAUAGUGACAAAGGAUCGCGACGCUUGUUGGGCUUGUCUCGGGCGGAUCCACUCCAUCCUACCGCCCAUGCCGGGUCGGCUGCGCGACUACAUCUCCUCACCAAAGGAGAAUUUGUAUAUGUGCCUCCACACGACCGUUCUCAUGGAUGGCACUGCAGUUGAGGUCUAUAUUUUGAGCCUGCAGAUGGAGUGGGUCGCCGAGUUUGGUGUCGGUGCAUUUUGGCGCCACAACGAGGACCUGCAGGAAAGUGAAGCCGGUAGGGGCUUCUUGGCGGCCCUGCAUUCAACCUGGAUUUUGCAGGCCAACCAGUCCCUCACACACAGCCUGCACUCGUUGGAGGUGUCCAUGGAGCCAUCGUCAUUACCGACAUCGAAGUCAACUUCAAGCCGUCAAUCGGUCGAGAGCGCUGAGAGCCAACCAAAGUGGAACUUUCAAGACUCGGACGGAACUUCUCCACUGCAAAUGCAAAGCGUGAGCACCAGCAGUGAGCCUCGCAGCUCACUGUUGGACCGCUCACCUCAGCGAUUUGACUUGGAUCGUGGUUCUUUUGACGAGGGCACCCGCGAAGCACUUGUUGAUGAACCUGGUGCUGCUGAGCAAGAAGAUGGACUGUACGCGGUUCAACCACUGCUGCAGCAUAUUUCGAAAGUGGCUUCCGAUUUUGCCGGUGGCACAGGAAACAAAGAACGAGAUGAUGGUGAGGAUGGUGGCGAGCUGCUGGCAGAGUUGCAUCGUGCCUACAGUGAGGCCUUGCGUGAGAAAGUCGCGGUCUUCACUCCAACAGGCCGAGUGCUGUACCUUCCCAGGGAUGCGACCCCACUCGAUUUUGCAGUGUGGAAUCUCGGUGCGAAGAAGGGCCUGCGAGCAGAGGCUGCUUUCAUUGACAGCAGCGAGGCGACGUUAAACACGAGGCUGCGAGAGGGUCAGACCGUCCUCGUGCACUUGCAAGAUGACGAAAAGCUGCUGCCGCCGCUGGAAUGGUCUGGUGUCCAUCUCAGGUAUUUGCGUACAACGCGUGCUCGAGCAGCCCUCGUAGACAUGAGGACUCAGAUGCUGUCAGAGCAGCAGGCAGUGGAAGAAGGACGGGAGGCAAUCCGGAAGGAGCUGGCACUACACAGUCUCGACCUGUCCCUGCGACAGCAGCUCGGAGACGAGGUGCUCGCGGCCGUAGGUCGUGGGGCAUUGCCUGUCGAGUUGAUCAGUGGCCAGCUCCUCGCAGCAAGGCUGCACAUGCCACUAGGCGAUGCCAGCUACGAGU